AUGAGAGCCAGUCAGUUUUCUGCGAUACCAUUGGUACUAGGCGGUCUAGCCAAUGCCUUCACUUAUGAGAGACUGAAUAAAAAUGAUACGCUGCUCCUCAUUCUUGAUAUGCAGGAAGGACUCAUCAGCCUGGCCCGUGAUUAUGAUCCUACCGUCUUUCGAAACGCCUUGUACGCUCAUGCGGCGCUCGGCAAGGCAUUCGAUUUGCCGGUGGUCAUGACUUCCUCGUCCCAGUCUGGUCCGAACGGCCCGCUACCAGACGAAUUCCUCGAAUGGUACCCGGAUGCACCGCUGAUAAUGCGCCAGGGUGAAGUGGACGCAUGGGAUAACCCCCAGUUCAGGGAGGCUGUCAUCGCGGCGAACAAGUCCCAGAUCAUCAUUGGAGGGAUCACUACUGACGUCUGCACGACGUUUUUAGCGCUCUCUCUGCGUGAAGCUGGAUACGCCGUGUUCGCGAACCACGAGGCGUCGGGAACCACUAGCGUAGACAUCCGAGAGAACGCGAAUGAGCGUAUGAGGGCUGCUGGCGUCCAGGUACUUUCGUACUUUGCCAUCUUCGGCGAGCUGAUGCGCGAUUGGCGGAAUGUGCCCGGCGCCGAGCAGUUGAUGCCCGUCCUUGAUCAAUACUAUCCGGCGUAUGGUAUGGUCGCUAGGGCUCACAGAGCCGCCGUCAAUAACGGUACUGUACUUCCAGGCGAGGAUAUUCUGCCUUGA
Molecule: messenger RNA, 714 nt
Organism: Annulohypoxylon truncatum
Lineage: Eukaryota; Fungi; Ascomycota; Sordariomycetes; Xylariales; Hypoxylaceae
Product: Isochorismatase hydrolase
Exons: 3
Coding region: 1-714 (237 amino acids)
Source: RefSeq, a predicted model, not a curated record